This is a messenger RNA of Cucurbita pepo subsp. pepo (vegetable marrow), 8763 nucleotides long. RefSeq lists its product as uncharacterized. Gene Ontology annotation, molecular function: protein binding. The record is from RefSeq and is a predicted model, not a curated record. Lineage: Eukaryota; Viridiplantae; Streptophyta; Magnoliopsida; Cucurbitales; Cucurbitaceae. Gene Ontology annotation, biological process: regulation of apoptotic process.
AUUUAUUUGGUUCAUCGGCUCUACGUUUCACCCGCGAAAGCGAAGCUUGCGUGAGAUCUGGAAAGCAAAAAGCGAAGCAUUACGAAGGGGAGAGUGGAACGGAGACGACGAUUUUUUUUCAAUCCAAAGCCAUCUCCAACUUCCGGAGUUGAUCUUGACGAGAUUCCAAUCAAGAGCUUCUCUGCCUUUGAAAAGAUGAAUGAUUCACUGACGAUUAACAUUUAAGUAAGUGUGGGGGCAAAAAACGGAGCGGAUCGUAUGGACAAGAACAAGAGUCGUUCCGAUCUGCUCGCCGCAGGCAGGAAGAAGCUCCAGCAAUUCCGUAAGAAGAAGGAUAAUCGAGGCGGUGGUAGUCAAGGAAAUUCAUCAAAAAAUACUAGUAAAUUAGAACAGCAUGAUGUAGAUGCAGACAUUGUGACUGCUGCUCCUAAAUCCCCAUCUGGGAGUUGUUCCACUGAUGAAGCACUUUCACCUAGUGUUUAUCGUGAUCCAGAUACUGUAGAUUCUUCAGCAUCACCUUCUAUGGAACAUUCUUUGGCAGCAGAGAUUGAUCAUUCCACUGAUUCUGUUAAGCAAGAGAUGGAUUUAGCCGAAACAUCAGCCAUUGACCAGGCAGAGGUUCCGAUGCAGGAAGUAGGGUAUAGGGAGGACUGUGAACAUCCAAUCCAAAAUACCGAGGCUGCUGGAUUUAUGCCGUUUGGACUUUCCCUUCCUACUGAUGCUCAAGAGAACGAUAAUCAUAUUUGUAAUUUGUCUUCCACCGAAUCCUCUCCCCAAAUUUCUUCUGCCUCUGUGGAGCAGCAGGGAAGAAUAGCUGAAGUAUGGGGUGGUUGUAGGGAAGAAGAGCUAUUGCCUUCACAGUCUGCAUCUUUGUUGCAAGCAAGGGAAGAUGUAGGCAUGGAGGAUGCAUUGAUGCAAUCUGUUCAAGUCCAUGAAACAGAGUUUUCAGGAGACAAGCAGCUAGAGACUGGUGGUAUGAAUGAGUCAGCAGCUGAGACUACUUUUAAAGAUAGAUACUGCGAUAAAGAGGAGAUUAUUGCAGCAGAUGUGAAAUCUGUAUCUGGUGCUGAUACUGAAUCAAACAGUUAUUUAAUUUCUAGUCCGGGAGAAAAAUUAGGUAUGAAGAAUAGUUCAAGUAGUAGUAGAGAUGAUUGGAAAGAAGAAAGUCAAGUUCAUGCAGAAGAUAUGAUACAAUCAAGCAGGUGUGAAGUGCAAUAUAUGCCAGAAGAUAAUUUUGCUGAUCAGUCCGAGGGCCAUGAUAUGGCUUCACAAACAUCUGAUGCGGGAGAUGCCAAUGCUAUCUCCCGUAAUGCACAUAUGACCUCAACUUCGGAUGCGUCAGGGACUUCUUCUUCAUUUGGACAAGAUAGUAAAUUUCUUGAUUUACUGGAGAGAAUGAAAGAAGAGUUGAUUGUAACAAGUUUCUCAAAAGAUAUCUUUAACUUGCAAAUUUCUGAACAGAAUGAACUACAAUUGGAGCUUGAUAACCAUCUUCAUAAAUCAACCAAUGACAUGACUCGUCUUAAUACCUCACUCGAUGAAGUUCUUGAGAGGAAUCAGAGCCUCGUGGAUGAACUUUCACAUUGCAGAUCUGAACUUAAGGAUGUUUCAACAACGAAGGAGGAGCUCAGAGAUCAGCUGCUAAAUGCAGAGGCUGAGAUAGAAAAGCUUUCUUCUAGAACUAGUGAGACAGAGAAUAGCUUGGAAAAGUUCCAUGGAGAUAUGUUCAGACUGGGAAAAGAGUUGGAUGACUGCAAACAUUUGGUAACAGUGUUAGAAGAGGAGAAUGAAAGAUUAAAUGGUAUUAUCACCUCUGAAAACGAAAAUAAAAGGAAACUAGCUGAGGAAAAGGAGUUGUAUGUCAAUGAGAAUGAAAAGAUAUUAUUAGAAAUAAGUAGCUUCAAGAGUUUGAAGAUGGCUCUGGAGGUUGAAAAUUCUAAGUUAAUGGGGAGUUUGUCUUCAGUAGUAGAGGAAAAAACAAAGCUUGAAGAAGAAAGAGAGCAUUUGUGUCAGGUGAAUGGGACACUGUCAGUCGAACUUUCCAAUUGUAAAAACUUGGUAGCUACUCAACAAGAAGAAAUUACGGACUUAAUCAAGAACCUUGCACUGGCAACAGAGGGUAGAACUAAGCUUGAAGAAGAUAAAAACCGUUUGUUUCACGAGAAUGAGAGAAUUGCAUCUGAGCUGCUUGUUCUUGAUGAGAGACUGUCAACUGAACAUGAGGAACGUGUUAAGCUUGAGAGUGACUUAAAAGAUGCAUUAGCGCAGCUUGACCAACUCACUGAGGAAAACAUAUUUCUCAGCAACAAUCUUGAUAUACACAUAUUUAAAAUUGAAGAACUUUGCGGUGAAAUACUGUCUCUACAAACAAGAUCCGUAGAUGAUGAGGAUCAGGCUGAAAAUACAGACUCUGGCCGACGUCACGGAAAUAAGUCCCAAGGAAAUGAUUCUUCUCAGAUUACUUUCAAGGAAAAUUUGCACGAAACUUCAUCAGUUCUUGCUGGUGGGAAACCCGUCAUUGUAACUGAACAGGAAAUUUUUGAUGAUUCUCUUGGGCUUAUAACCUUGGGUCAACACUUGGAGGAAGCAGAUCUUAUGUUACAGAAACUUGAGAAGGAAAUCACAGGGUUGCAGUCCAAUUCUGCCUCCUUUAGCAGCUCAGGUAGUAAAAUGGCUGCCCCUGCUGUUUCUAAACUGAUUCAAGCCUUUGAGUCAAAGGUAAAUGUUGAAGAACAGGAGGUGGAUGCGGAAAUUCAGUUAUCUAACGAUCCAUAUAAGUUAUCAAAUGAACUUGUGGACAAUUUGAGAGUACUGCUUCGUCAAGUGGUUGUGGACAGUGAGAAGGCCAGUGUAUUGCUCAAGGGAGAGUGUGAUCAUCGAAAAGUUGCUAUAUCAACACUGAACGAAUUCAAGGAUCAAUUUGAAGAUUUGGAGAACCAUAGUAAUGAUUUGGUGAUGGCCAACAUUGAGCACUCGAUUUUAUUUGAAUGCUUAAAACAUCACGUUUAUGAUGCUGGUGAUAAGAUCUAUGAACUUGAGAUUCUUAAAGAGUCUUUAAAGCAACAAGAUGUGCACCAUAAAAAUUCUAAUUGUGAGCUUGCUGAAAGAUUAUGUGGGUAUAAAUUAAAACUUACUGAGUUGGAGUCUCAAUUAUGUGAUUUUCAUCAAGGCUCAAAUGAGACGGUUUCUUUGAUAUGUAAUCAGUUAGACAAUCUGCAGGAGGGAGAAAUUGAAAGGGGAAUGACACUUGAGAAGGAUUGGCACUCUUUCUUAUUGGAGCUUGCUGAAACAAUUGCCAAGCUUGAUGAAUCAUUAGGGAAUUCUAAUACUUCAGCCAUCAAAUUUUGCACCAAUGACCAAUUGCCUAGCUGCAUUGCUACUUCUGUCAAAAAUGCUGUCAACAUGAUCGACGAUAUGAGAGAGAGACUUCAAGCGACUGCCUCCAAUGGUGAAGCAUUUAGGAUGUUAUAUGAAGAAGUAAAUGAAAAAUAUGAUAAUUUGUUUAGAAGCACUGAAUUGUCUGUUGAUAUGCUGCAUAGGAUAUAUGGUAAGUUGCAAAAUCUUUAUAUUGCUUCUUGUGGAUCUGUCAGUGGAAGUGACAUGAACAUGCAAAUCAAGAUGCUGGGUGAUCCCUUAGAUUACAGCAACUUUGAGGCCUUAAUCAAACCACUGGAGGACUGCAUUACCGAGAGACUGCGACUUGAAUCUUUAAAUGAUAAACUUCGUUUAGACUUGGAACACAGGACUGUAGAAUUUGUUCAGUUUAGGGAGAGAUGCCUCGAUCCUAUUGGCAUCCAGAAAUUGAUUAAAAAUGUUCAAAGUGUGUUAUUAUUAGAAGAUAUUGAGAAGGAUCGUGCUGAAAUGCCUGCUUUUCAUUUGGAAACUAUGGUAUCAUUGGUUUUACAGAAAUACAGGGAAUCUGAGUUGCAAUUAGGCUUAUCUCGAGAAGAGUGUGGAUCUGUAAUGAUGAAAUUGACUGAGCUGCAGGAAAGUGUGCAUGACUUAAGCACCUUGAUUCUCGAUCAUGAAUGUGAAAUUGUUCUUCUUAAAGAAAGCUUAAGCCAGGCACAAGAAGCCUUAAUGGCUUUACGGUCUGAAUUGAAGGAUAAAGUGGAUGAACUAGAACAGUCAGAGAAGCGAGUGUCUGCAAUCAGGGAUAAGCUAAGCAUAGCUGUUGCCAAGGGAAAAGGUUUGAUUGUGCAACGGGAUAAUCUCAAGCAAUUACUAGCACAGACUUCCAGUGAACUGGAGAGGUGCUUGCAGGAGUUACAGAUGAAAGACACUAGGCUUCACGAGGUUGAAACAAAACUUAAUACCUAUUCAGAGGCAGGAGAGCGUGUUGAAGCACUGGAAUCUGAGCUUUCUUACAUUCGAAAUUCUGCUACUGCACUAAGAGAAUCGUUCCUUCUUAAAGACUCAGUUCUUCAGAGGAUUGAGGAGAUUCUUGAUGAACUAGAUUUGCCAGAGAAUUUUCAUUCAAGAGACAUUAUUGAGAAGAUUGAUUGGUUAGCCAAGUCAAGUGCUGGUGAGAAUAUACCCCAUACGGAUUGGGAUCAGAGGAGUUCGGUUGCAGGAGGCUCAGGCUCUGAUGCUAAUUUUGUCAUUACAGAUGCCUGGAAAGAUGAAGUGCAGCCGGAUGCAAAUGUUGGGGAUGAUUUGAGAAGAAAAUAUGAGGAGCUCCAAACAAAGUUUUAUGGGUUAGCUGAACAAAAUGAAAUGCUUGAACAGUCAUUAAUGGAAAGGAAUAACGCAGUGCAGCGAUGGGAAGAGCUUCUAGAAAAGAUUGAUAUUGAUUCACACUUGCGGUCCAUGGAGCCAGAAGAUAAAAUUGAAUGGCUAAACAGAUCCCUUUCAGAGGCUUGUCAUGAUAGGGAUUCUCUCCAUCAAAGGGUGAACUACUUAGAGAACUAUUGUGGGUCGUUAACUGCAGAUCUGGAUGAUUCACGGAAGAAAAUUUCUGACAUUGAGGCAGAGCUUCAGUUAGUCUUGCUUGAGAGGGAGAAGCUUUCGGAAAAGUUGGAAAUAAUCGAUCAUCAUAAUGACCAUUUAUCAUUUGGAACUUUUGAGAAUGAAAUUGAGAACACAGUAUUACAAAAUGAAUUAAGCAAUAUGCAGGAGAAGUUAAUUUCUACUGAACGUAAAAUAGUGAAAUUGGAGGCUUUAGUAGGUAACGUGUUGCAAGACAAUGACGUGCACGGUUUGGUUUCUGGUAGCAGUAUUGAAUUUCUUGAAUUGAUGGUGAUGAAGCUAGUUCAAAAUUACACAACAUUUUCUUUGCGGGACGCUGUGCCUGAGAGCACUACGAAUGGUUCUAAUACUGAAGAAAUGCUUGCCAGAAGCGUAGAUGCGCAUGUUGCUUGGCAAAAUGAUAUAAACGUUCUCAAGAAAGAUCUAGAGGAUGCAAUGCAUCAAUUGAUGGUUGUGACAAAGGAGAGGGAUCGAUAUAUGGAGAUGCAUGAAUAUUUAGUUGUCAAGGUUGAAAGUAUAGAUAAAAAGAAAGAUGAAUUGCAGGAACUGCUUAAUCUGGAGGAGCAAAAGUCAACGUCUAUAAGAGAGAAGCUAAACGUUGCUGUUCGGAAGGGGAAGUCUUUGGUCCAACAACGCGACAGUCUGAAACAAGCCAUUGAAGAGAUGACCACUGAGUUGAAAAAUCUGAGAUCUGAGAUGAAGUCUCAGGAAAAUACUCUUGCUAGUUAUGAGCAGAAGUUGAGGGAUUUCUCUGUUUACACAGGACGGGUGGAGGCCUUGGAAUCAGAGAAUCUGUCUUUGAAGAACCAGUUGACUGAAACAAAAAACAAUUUGCAGGAAAAAGAAUUUAAAUUGAGCUCAAUUAUCAACACUUUAGUUCACAUGGAAGUUAAUGUGGAUGUUUAUGAAACCGAUCCUAUUGAGAAACUGAAACAACUUGGAAAACUGUGUUCUGAUCUGCGUGAAGCUAUGGUUUCCUCUGAACAAGAGUCUGUGAAAUCCAGAAGAGCAGCAGAAUUACUUCUUGCAGAACUGAAUGAAGUUCAGGAAAGAAAUGAUGCUUUCCAAGAAGAGCUAGCAAAAGCUUCCGACGAGAUUGCUGAAUUGACCAAGGAAAGGGACUUAGCAGAGACUUCCAAGCUUGAAGCUCUUUCAGAACUUGAAAAGUUAUCUACUCUGCACUUGAAGGAAAGAAAGAACCAAUUUUCUAAAUUUAUGGGAUUUAAGUCUGGCCUUGAUCAAUUGAAGGAGACCUUGCGUGAGAUCAAUUGCUUACUUGCAGAUGCUUUCUCCAGGGAUUUGGAUGCUUUCUAUAAUCUGGAAGUUGCUAUUGAGUCAUGUACUAAAGCUAAUGAUCUUGCUGAGGUCAAUCCUUCUCCAUCCACUGUGUCUGGCGUCGUUAAGAAGGACAAGGGGAGCUUUUUUGCUCUGGAUACCUGGUUGAACUCCUACGCUAAUUCUCCUGUGGAUGAAAAUGCUGAAACGGAAAUACAUAGUCAAAUUAUGCAGCAUCUAGAAGAAUCGAUAAAGGAAAUUGGGGCUCUGAAAGAAAUGAUAGGCGGUCAUUCUGUGUCAUUCCAUAAACGAUCCGACUCUCUAUCUAAGGUACUGGGGUCACUUCAUCAAGAAGUUCUUUCACAAAAGGAGUUGGUCCAAGCAUUAGAAUUGGAUGUGCAACAGAGGGAAUCAGUUGCAAAAGAUAAGGAAAAGGAAGGUGAUAUUUUAUGUAGAAAUAUUGCGGUUCUUUCUGAAGCAUGCACAUCUACGAUUAAGGAAAUUGACCAAAGAAAAGGGGAACUAAUGGGAAAUGAUUUGACUAGUGAAAAUUUGGGAAUGGAUAUUAACUCCCCAACACCUGAUCAACUUUCACACAUUGGCAAAACUCAUUUGUUGUCUGAGGAAUAUGUCCGCAGGAUUGCCGACAGGUUGCUGAUCACAGUGAGGGAAUUUAUAGGUCUGAAAGCUGAAAUGUUCGAUGGUCAUGUAAAGGAAAUGAAGGUUGCAAUAGCAAAUCUGCAGAAAGAGCUUCAGGAAAAGGACAUCCAGAAUGAAAGGGUUUGCAUGGAGCUUGUUGGUCAAAUUAAGGAAGCAGAAGCAACUGCAACUAGAUAUUCACUUGAUCUUCAAGCUUCAAAAGAUGAGAUGCGUGAGUUGCAGAAAGUAACGGAACAGAUGGAGAGUGAGAGGAAGAUCCUGGAGCAGAGAUUAAGGGAGAUGCGAGAUGGUUUGUCUAUCUCAGAUGAGUUAAGGGAGACGGUCAGAUCGCUCACAGAUUCGCUUGCAGCAAAAGACCAAGAAAUUGAAGCCCUAAUGCAUGCACUUGAUGAGGAGGAGGAGCAGAUGGAAGGUUUGACCAACAAGAUUGAGGCGCAGGAAAAAGUCUUGAAGCAAAAGAAUCAGGAACUUGAGAGCAUUGAAACUUCUCGGGGGAAGCUCACGAAAAAACUCUCUUUGACAGUGACGAAAUUUGAUGAGCUUCAUCAUCUAUCAGAAAGUCUCUUAACCGAGGUUGAAAAACUUCAAGCACAGUUGCAAGAUCGGGAUGCUGAAGUCUCCUUUUUGAGACAAGAGGUAACAAGAUGUACCAAUGAUGCUCUUGUUGCAACCCAAACAAGCAACAGAAGUACAGAGGAUAUCAAUGAGGUCAUAACAUGGUUUGACAUGAUGGAAGCUCGGGUGGGGUUGUCUCAUAUAGGUCAUGAUGAUCAGGAAAAUGGCGUACGUGAAUGCAAGGAAGUACUCAAGAAGAAGAUUACAUCAAUCUUAAAAGAAAUCGAGGAUCUUCAAGCAGUAUCUCAGAGGAAGGACGCAUUGUUGCUGGCUGAAAAGAAUAAGGUAGAAGAACUGAAACGUAAGGAAUUGCAACUAAACUUGCUUGAAGAUGUUGGAGAUGGUAAUAGAGCUAGCAGUGCGGCCCCUGAAAUCUUUGAAUCCGAACCAUUGAUUAACAAAUGGGCUGCAAGCAGUACUUCGGUUACGCCUCAAGUUCCUAGCUUGCGCAAAGGCAAUACCGAUCAAGUCGCAAUUGCCAUAGAUAUGGAUCCUGCUAGCAGUAGUAAUAGAUUAGAGGAUGAAGACGAUGAUAAAGUGCAUGGUUUCAAGUCGUUAGCUUCAUCGAGAAUUGUUCCGAAAUUUUCAAGACGUGCAACAGACAUGAUUGAUGGUCUUUGGGUUUCUUGUGAUCGAGCACUGAUGCGGCAACCUGCAUUACGACUCGGGAUUAUAUUCUACUGGGCCAUAUUACAUGCACUUCUUGCAACAUUUGUAGUUUGAGCAGUCAAGUUGGUCCAUAUUCGAUUUGAAUUAAAGCACGGAGUUCGUGUAACGGGUUCCCUCUUCGGCCUUCCUUUCAAUUGAUAAUUAGGAUCCUCAUUUGUUUGUACAUGUUUACUACCAUUAGAGUGGGCAUAUGAUUUUUUUUUUUUUUUCUUUCUUUUUCCUUUCUUGUUUUGUUCAUCCAAGAAACUGGGAUUUCCCCCAUUUUUUCUUAGCAAAUCCCACAGUGCUUGGCUGCAUCAAAUAAAGACCACAGAGUUCUUGUCUAUUACAAAGUAUAGAUCAUCUCAAUUUGUUCACUCAGAAGAACCUUACUUUCAGAUUGUACCAGACGCCUAUUCUUGUCACAAAAUUUUGCUACAAAGCCUAAAAAAAAGGCUUUCCAGCUUUUUCAUUCUUUUCAAUUUAUCUUAGGCUUGAGUUAUCUAUUGUAUUUGCAUGCGCUCACAAUUCGGUUUGUUCAACGGUUCGUGAAUACGAACUUUAGGUUCCAUGUAAACUGGAUGGUUGUGUUCGUGU